AUGUGUCCCGUAGUGGUACAAAUAAGAGCCAGUAUACCUCCCUUAUUCUUCUUACUUCUUACGAAUAAAACGGUCACGGUCGGUCGAAUUUGCGACAGAGCGUACGAGAAUCGCGUGAUGAUGGGCCGCGAACUCCUGCUGAUGAUGCUGAUGCUGCUGACGGUGGCCGUAGGUGCCGAAGAACUUCAGGAGAGUCAGCAGCACCAGGACGACUCCAUGGAGGAAAUGGAGAUUUACAAGAUGGCCAUGGAUUUUAUGGACGAGUGCGGUUCCAAGGAGUGGUCGUUGUGUCUUAAGGAAAGGGCCCUAAGAUACAUGGAAACCCUGCCAAACGAACUGGACAUCGGAGGCGCAGUAAAAAUCAUCCCAAACGGUCGCAUUUCCAGAAAAAAUCCAGAAGAUCAACUCCCCGAAGAGCCACGUGCCAGAGAAGACGCAGUAGACUCAAUCCUCUGGAACCGAAUCUCAGAUUACCUGAGCUCCCACACUAUUGAACUCCGAGUACCACCGGACACUUUACAAGAGAUCAACGAAUCUGUCGAAGAAGGUCGAGGCAAAGGUGGUGGAGGCGGGGGCGGCAAAAAGGGCGGCGGAGGCGGCGGAGAUCGCAUGAAAGGUCUCAUGAUGCUCAUCCAACUAAAGGCGGCCGUCUUGGGUGCUAUAGCUCUCAAGUUCGUCGCUCUGGUGGCCUUUAAGGCUCUACUGAUUGCGAAGAUCGCUCUGGUCUUGGCUUCCGUGAUUGCAUUGAAGAAACUGCUCGAGCAGAAGCAUCACACCUCCACUUAUGAGGUCGUAGCACACCCUCCGCACCAUGAGGGUUGGGAUGGACAUUACGAUCGGUCGUUUACACAGGAACAGUUGGCUUAUAGGGGGUACGAGGGGGCGGCGAGGAGCAAGACCGUAUAGUGGGGUGUGCAGUUAUUUAUUUUUAGUUGUUAAAGUAGAUAUUAGUUUAAUUAGGAAAGUUUAGGUCAGGUGAAUGUCAGAGCUGAUCUGAGCUCUAGAAUGUUCAGUUUAAUUUGUUUUUAAGAAAUAUUCUUGAGUAGCAUAUGAAGUACUCACUUAUAUAGAAAUAUGUGUUUUUUUUUUAUAUAAAUUAAUUAUUGCAUGUGAAUGUCUAUUUUGAAUAUCCAGAAGAAGAUCUCUUUUUUUGCCAAUUUCUUAAUUCCAUUUUUUUUUUUUUUGUUAAAUCCCUUUAUUCCUCACUGGAGAGAGUAAACAAUCUAUUACUGCUAGAUUACUUAUACGGGUAGUUAAACUUACUGUAAUUUUAGUCAAAGCACAUAAUUUAUUUACUUAUUUUAUUAUAUAAUAUGGUGCUGGAUAGGAAGAUAAGCUUAUUAGAUUUAGGUUAAAGAACACGUAUUAUCUAACUUGGUGCUAGAUAGAUAAUAGUUUAUUUAUAUAUAUAUUUAGUUUUAAUGGUUUAUGGGUAUUUUUUAAUAUUAAAAAAAAUCGUAAAUAAAUAGUUUAUUUAAGAGAAUAUGCCAAAAGCGAAAAUAGGUAGGUAGCUAAUUUCUUUCAAAUUUAUAUAAUUUUUUUUAAAUUAAAACAAAUUGCAAAAAUUAUUAUUUUUUUUGCAUAAAUUCCCAUAGAUAUUUACAUGCAAUUAUUUAAUUUAUUCUUAUUUAUUCUGUGAAUAUCUUAAUUAAUAUAUGAUUUGUUGUUGAUUAAAAA
Anthonomus grandis grandis is the source of this 1677-nucleotide messenger RNA. RefSeq lists its product as uncharacterized. The transcript has 3 exons. Bases 1 to 906 code for a protein of 301 amino acids. The record is from RefSeq and is a predicted model, not a curated record. Lineage: Eukaryota; Metazoa; Arthropoda; Insecta; Coleoptera; Curculionidae.